Molecule: messenger RNA, 1721 nt
Organism: Durusdinium trenchii
Lineage: Eukaryota; Dinophyceae; Suessiales; Symbiodiniaceae
Source: the annotation of a GenBank genome assembly
UGAGAGAUGGUGACAGCGAUCUUUUGGAAGCAUAAUGGCAGCUUUGCAAUUUCUCGGUGGGACGGUGGCGGUCGGUGCAGGGCUACUUGCUGUGCUUUCCAUCACCUCUGUGCAGCCCACUGAGAUUGCACUGUCGUACAAUUGGCUUUUGAGCACGGUAAGCAGCGAGGUCAUAGCAACACCAGGCCUGAAAUUCAUCGGCCCGUUCAACCGCCUCAUCAGGUACCCGAAGACCAUCCAGACAUUGGAGUACGAUGAGGCACAGCGAGAUUUGCUUGAUGGCCGGACAAGGGACGGAUUGCCGUUGAUUCUUGGGCUUUCCUUCCAGUAUAGACUCAUGGCGGACCGUUUGCCAGACUUGUACUUCACAUACGAGAACGAGAUUGGAGAUUAUGAAAAAAUCUACAAGCUUGUAGGCAUGCACAUGAUCACUGAACUUGCCACCAAGUUCACAGCCUAUCAGUUUUUUAACGAGAAGCAGAAGAUCGCAGAGGUGAUGAGGACUAGCCUCAAUGAAUACUUCUCGAAGAACCUGUUCGCCUCGGUGGAGUCCCUGCAAAUCACUGAAGAUGAUUUGCCAGAGGCCUUCACCACUACGAUUCUCACAGCGGCCACCAGCAAGCAAAAUAUAACGAGAAUGUCAAAGACUUUGGAAGCCAAAAAAGUAGAGUUUCAAACAGCUCGGCAGAUAGCAGAGGCCCAAGCCAACGUCACUAUCCAAAGGGCCAUUGGCGACCAGCACCGCAUUAUGCAAAAUGGCAAGGCUGAUGCUGCCAUCAUAGAGGCCUACGUGGAGGCCGAGCUCACGGCCUAUGGCAAGAUUCACAAAGACUUAGGUCUCUCUGGGGAAGAACUGGUGAACUACAUUUGGUAUGAUACAUUGGGUGGGGGUGGCGUGUCAGCGGACUCCACCAGUGACAAGGACUUUGAGAUGCUUGUCGGAGUCAACCCAAGUGCGUACAUAUCGAAGUGAGUCUCUUCUGCCAAGCGAACGAUGGCACCCCUCUGUAUCACCCCAGUGUAGCUUCCGGAAAAUCGUUCCGUGUGAAUGGUAGGUUCAGAGUAUCGACGGAUGUUAUUGACUUAGCAUCGUGCAGUGUGCGAUACUAAAAGGAGGCUGCUUUCUGGAUCUUGGGUCAAGAAAUAGGUGAGUAGCAAUCUUCAACCAGCAAGCAUUUCCUUGGAGAAGCCACUGCUCUUCAUGUUCCUGAUGCAGCCAUUGCUCAAGGAAGAUUCCCUGCUUCCCCUUGAGCUAGUCAGAGAAGGAACCAUUACUUCCUGCUUGUGGUGAAGCGUUUUGAAGAGAGCUAUGUUUAAGGUUGUCGCAGCGCUGAUCCUUUUCGCAUGGCAGAAUGCCUUUGCAGGUGCAAUGCUCUUUAGCGAAAUGGAGGAGGAGCUCCCAGAAGACGAGACCUCCUUCAUGCAGGUGGGCAUGAGCAAGCCAGUGGCUCGCCCCCGUCGGACGGGAAGAACGGCCAAUUUGGACGCUGAUGAAGAGGAGAGUGGUUUUGUUACUGACCUGAAGCCAAUUAACUGAAGCCGCCACUUCAUGGUCAUCCCAAUUUGUCCGAAAGCUAGAGUGCUAGCCCAAGUUCAAGAUGGGAAGAGUUUGAGAGCGAUGAGUUCUCAAUGUAAUGGGGCCUGCAGGUUCUUUGAGUGAAGGGUAGGAAGCUUCACUCGCAAGUCCUGAGUGGCCACAGUGAGAUGGUGACAGAGAGUGC